CGGGACUUCCGGGAGCUCUAGGAAGUCGCUUGUCUCUCCGGCAGGAGGUGGGGUUUUCUCUGCUCGCCGCGAAAUCUGUGGGCGUAGACAGGGAUUCUGGCUGCUAGAGGAGUGGACCAGGGAGGGGCGGGUCGGUCCCGCGGCUGCUGAUCUGGACGAAGGUCCUCCGAGGCCGCGGCUGCCCGACCGAGAGGUGGCCAUUCAUUCGCGCGCAGGAGCGAGGGCCCCUUCGGGGGCUCUUUUCGAACCGUGCCCAGGCCUGCAGGAGCGCCGCCCUGCGCUUACCCCGGGCUCCUGCCGACCUUUUCGGAGUGGAGGGCGUCGCCCUUCUUCCACCUCGCCGCUCCGGUGUCCGCUGCCAUGGCUUUCCCCCAUCGGCCGGACGCCCCGGAGCUGCCUGAUUUCUCCAUGCUCAAGAGGCUGGCUCGUGACCAGCUCAUCUAUCUGCUGGAGCAGAUUGUGCUUCUUGGUCCGGCCUCGCAUCAAGAACAUGCGAUACGUUGCCAGUCUUGUCAAUGCUGACAAAUUGGCUGGCCGGACUCGAAAAUACAAAGUGAUCUUCAGCCCUCAGAAGUUUCACGCGUGUGAGAUGGUGCUGGAGGAAGAGGGAGUCUACGGAGACGUGAGCUGUGACGAGUGGGCCUUUUCUUUGCUGCCUCUUGACGUGGAUCUGUUGAGCAUGGAGCUCCCAGAAUUUUUCAGGGACUACUUCCUGGAAGGAGACCAGCGCUGGAUCAACACUGUGGCACAGGCCUUGCACCUUCUCAGCACCCUCUACGGGCCUUUCCCCAACUGCUACGGAAUUGGCCGCUGCACCAAGAUGUCAUACGAACUGUGGAGAAAACUGGAGGAGGAGGAGGACGGCGAGACCAAGGGCCGAAGGCCAGAGAUUGGACAUGUCUUCCUCCUAGACCGAGACGUGGACUUCGUGACGGCACUCUGCUCCCAGGUGGUCUACGAGGGUCUGGUGGACGACACCUUCCGUGUCAAGUGUGGGAGUGUUGACUUUGGCCCAGAAGUCACAUCCUCUGACAGGAGCUUAAAGGUUCUACUCAAUGCCGAAGACAAGGUGUUUAAUGAGAUUCGUAACGAGCACUUCUCCAACGUCUUCGGCUUUUUGAGCCAGAAGGCCCGGAACUUGCAAGCUCAGUAUGAUCGCCGGAGGGGCAUGGACAUCAAGCAGAUGAAGAACUUUGUGUCCCAGGAGCUCAAGGGACUGAAACAGGAGCACCGCCUGCUGAGUGUCCAUAUCGGGGCUUGUGAAUCCAUAAUGAAGAAGAAGACCAAGCAGGACUUCCAGGAGCUCAUCAAGACUGAACAUGCGCUGUUGGAGGGCUUCAACAUCCGGGAGAGCACCAGCUACAUCGAAGAACACAUAGACCGGCAGGUGUCACCUAUUGAAAGCCUUCGCCUCAUGUGCCUUUUGUCCAUCACUGAGAACGGUUUGAUUCCCAAGGAUUACCGAUCUCUGAAAACACAGUAUCUGCAGAGCUAUGGCCCUGAGCACCUGCUUACCUUCUCAAAUCUGCGGCGAGCGGGGCUCCUCACGGAGCAGGCCCCGGGGGACACGCUCACAGCUGUGGAGAGUAAAGUGAGCAAGCUGGUGACGGACAAGGCCGCAGGAAAGAUUACUGAUGCCUUCAGUUCUCUGGCCAAGAGGAGCAAUUUCCGUGCCAUCAGCAAGAAGCUGAACUUGAUCCCGCGUGUGGAUGGCGAGUAUGAUCUGAAAGUACCACGGGACAUGGCGUAUGUCUUCAGUGGUGCUUAUGUGCCCCUCAGCUGCCGACUCAUCGAGCAGGUGCUGGAGCGGCGGAGCUGGCAGGGGCUGGACGAAGUCGUGCGGCUGCUCAACUGCAAUGAGUUGGCCUUCACAGACGUGACCAAGGAAGACAAGGCUUCCAGCGAGUCUUUGCGCCUCAUCAUGGUGGUGUUCUUGGGUGGUUGCACAUUCUCAGAGAUCUCGGCCCUCCGGUUCCUGGGCAGGGAGAAAGGGUACAGGUUCAUUUUUCUGACGACGGCAGUCACGAACAGCGCUCGCCUUAUGGAAGCCAUGAGUGAGGUAAAAGCCUGACGUUGUCCCUGCUGGUGUCGACGUCUUCCCUGGACACGUUUCCCGACGAGAUGCAGGAAUGUGGCCCCAGCUGCUAACCAAGUGUCCACCAACUACCCUCCUGAGAGCCGGGGAGCACGGAACUUAAUCCGGAUUUAGAGAAGUUACCUGAGGACAGCGCUCACUUCUGGCCCCCAGGAUAGGUCUCUGUUUUGUGUAUGAAGUACAGCUUGUGCUGAAAAUAUAAAAGGAGGGGGAGGUAUCUUUUGCUAAAUCCUGUUUGAGCAUCAUUGUCCAUAAAGCCUCUACUCUCCAGUGUCA
This is a messenger RNA of Mustela lutreola (European mink), 2371 nucleotides long. RefSeq names its product VPS33B late endosome and lysosome associated (gene VPS33B). The record is from RefSeq and is a predicted model, not a curated record. Gene Ontology annotation, cellular component: lysosome; CORVET complex. NCBI's taxonomy places the organism in Eukaryota, Metazoa, Chordata, Mammalia, Carnivora, Mustelidae. The transcript has 21 exons. The coding region runs from base 491 to 2071 and encodes 526 amino acids. Gene Ontology annotation, biological process: intracellular protein transport; vesicle-mediated transport.